This is a messenger RNA of Penicillium manginii, 1839 nucleotides long. RefSeq lists its product as uncharacterized. Lineage: Eukaryota; Fungi; Ascomycota; Eurotiomycetes; Eurotiales; Aspergillaceae. The transcript is spliced from 5 exons. The annotation marks the transcript as partial. Gene Ontology annotation, molecular function: DNA binding; DNA-binding transcription factor activity, RNA polymerase II-specific; zinc ion binding. The record is from RefSeq and is a predicted model, not a curated record. Gene Ontology annotation, biological process: DNA-templated transcription; regulation of DNA-templated transcription.
GUUCGCUGCAAUCGAGUCAUUCCACGAUGCGAUAACUGUGAGAAGGCCGGAGAUGAAUGUGUAUACACAUCUCGGAAGUCCCGAAUCAAGAAACCACAGUAUUAUCUGCCCAUGAAAGGGAGUUCCUAUUCAACCACCAAUGGACUAAUCAAAAUUUCCAGGAAUCUUCCAGUCAAAGCAAAUCCGCUUUGGGACAUUCUCCGCCGUCUCAACCGCCUCGAAAAAUAUUGCUCUCUGCCGAGUGCCUCAGCUGCUUCGGACGCCUCUCAGACCACACCCGUAAACGAUGAUUCGCUACAGAUAGUCCCUCCGGCGAUUCAAAAUCUUAUCAAAUGUAUCAAAGAUGAAGAUACUCGAUACUUCCUCGUUUUGAAUCUUUUCUGUCGCCUGAGACAAAUUCAUUCGACCUUUUUCAGCAGUCGAGCUAUCAGUGCGAUCACCUCUGCCAUAUCAGAGAUCGAAUUCCUGCAGAAUACACCAAGUCUUGAGCUGCUGGAGGACCCAGUUAUCCAAAAAGAUCUAGUGAAAAGGCUGAUCGAAAACUACUAUGGCCGUUACCAAUUCGAAGGCUUCAAAUACCCUCUCGAGAAAGAUUUCUUGGCUGCAAUUCCUGACUUGAUCGAUAACCCUCACAUCGAGCUAGACUAUACGUCCCAAAUUAUCUACUACUCCAUCAUACUCCGAGGCAUCAUGCUUGACCCAGAAUCCCUCCCAGGAAGAGGCAACAUAAUCCAGGCUCUCUAUUCGAAGUGCGUUGCAUUAAGCGAUGCAUGGAUAGAGAAUAUCCACGAUACCCCUACCGACCUAUUAGCGGCUUCUCUCAUGAUAUCAAUAGCCCUCGAAGGCUGUAACAUAGACCUAGCCUGGCAAGCCUUUGGUCAAUCGUGCAGAAUUUCAAAGACCCUUGGCUACUUCUCGGUAGACGAAUCUUCCAAUGAAGAGAGCAAUCAGCAGUCCGUCCCAAACGGCACAAUCCCGUCAGAAGCCGAAGUCGAGCGAAACCGGAAACGCUUUGGAUUUUGGCACAUUCUUCGCACAGACUGUCUUUUCCGCAUGUCUUUCGGCAAGCCGACUUUUAUACCUGCAGGAUCGUGGAAGGUCAAUUUCCCCGAUCCGACAAUCAAUGGCGUGGACGAUGGAAAGUCACAUUUCAUACAGAUUCACUUCUUUUCUUCAAUGCGGCUUGCUCUUAUCGUGAUGAGGGGGGGUGCUCGACAAAAUUCAACCUCACAUGAUACUAUCAUCGAUGGUUAUAUCGACGAGGUGCAGUCUAUUUUGUCGGAUUGGGAUACGGUAUGUUAUGUCCUUCGUCGGUGCCCUCACUGCAUGACGGAACCCACAAGAUCUAUGCUAAUAGCAAGGAAGGAGAAUCUUCUUCAGAUGGCAACCGAUCAUAGCGAUAUCUGGCUUUGUGUCGAUGUCCUUUUCAACAGCUAUACAAUGCUUAUCGUGCUGUAUCAAUCGAAAAAGUCCGAGCAGGGUGGUAGUCUACCAUAUCCAGCCAUUUAUCUGGCCAGGAAAUCAGUAAAGACCUUCCAGUCACUACUAGAGUCCUCAUCGUAUUGGGGAAUCAGUCUUCUCCUACUGCAUCAUUUCCUCCCCUUCUUCGUCAUUUGCUUGGAAAUCCUUGGAAAUCCUACAUGCGAAAGCCUUGUUGAAAAUAUCAUGCUGGUGAGCUGGGUCUGCGACCAUGUCGAAGUUAUCGUUCAGGGAAGAGCCGUGCUAAAGCCGAUUGCGAUUGUCAUGAGAGCCUUGGUGAAUGCUUGCAAUCAAACGAAAGUAGACUCGGGCUUUCUUGCAGCAUCAGUCGUUGCUAGUUCUACUGUAACUCGAACUUGA